This is a messenger RNA of Astrephomene gubernaculifera, 11993 nucleotides long. The record is from the annotation of a GenBank genome assembly. NCBI's taxonomy places the organism in Eukaryota, Viridiplantae, Chlorophyta, Chlorophyceae, Chlamydomonadales, Astrephomenaceae.
GAUUACGUAUGGGACACCUAUUGCGUCACCUAUGACUGAAAGGGGUACCUUGUUCCAAGUCCCCUCAGAUGAACCCAACUGCAUUAACCCUGAACUUGCAGAAAGCCUUUAUCUAUGAACAUAACGACAUAUUGACUGUGUAACACCUUUGUAAGGGCAUUGGAAUAUAUGCACCGCGGACCCGCGAAAAGGACUGCGCAUUUUCGUCUUCCGUUUGCGUAGGAGUGACUUGCUGUUUAACAGUAUGAAUUGUUACUGUGAAAUAACGCGAUAAUGGCUGAAUUGGAAGGCUCUGUAUAUAGCGAUGGAGCAAGACCGGUGGACCCACCAAGUGCUGCUCAAGAGGACGGCAAGGAAGACGUCCCAGAUGGAACAGGACGGCCUGUACGGCUGAAAUUGUUUGUGAAGGAAGAGGAUGAGCAGCCAAAGACUCUGGACCUGGACGUGCCUGAGGGCUGUGGCUAUGCAACACUUCACGGCAUCAUAUCCGAUACCAUCCUGGGCGCGGAGAGCGAGCGGUGGCGGCUAGUGAAGGAGGCGCGCACGCCGCAUCUUGGGCCCAAUGGAGGCGGCCACAUCGAAAUCACGCAGGAGUGGCAGAGCAAGGAGGCCGUGUUGCUGACUCACCCAGCGGACGACGCCUGCCCGGUGACGUCGCUGGAGCCGGGGGAGCUGAAGGGCAAUGCUGACGUGUACAGCCUGAUGCUGGGGCAGGUGGCUCGCACCCCCAUCACCUCUGCGCAGGACCUCGCCGGCUGGUGGUCCUCCCACCCGCAGCCCGGCGCGCAGCUCCUGUUCGCCGCCUGCGGCCGCCUGCUCGCCAAGCUGCGCGUGGCCCCCUGUGCCGCCGCCGCGCCGCCCACCGCCGCCAAGCUGGUUGCCGAGGGGCUGGCGGGGCUGCGGGAGCUGGCGGCGGACCGGCUGCACGGCAACCACCUGCCGCACAGGCUGCUGGAGGAGGGGCUGCUCACGGCACUGAGGUGGGAGCGGCACGUGCCCUCCAACCAGCCUGCCAUGCUGGCCAGCAUCCUAGAGUCGGCGACCGCAGCCACGUGGGCCCUGGUGUCGUACAGCGGACCCCGCAGCGCGUUGGUGGGGGCCGGCGUGGUUUCGGAGCUGGUUUCGGCGUUGCGUAAGGCCCACGAAUGGCGCCAAAAGGCGGUGGAGCGUGGCGAGGCGACCGCGGCUGCUGCGUCGGCGGAUCAGGAGGCCAGGACGGCAGCGGCGGUGGAGCAUCUGUCGGCAGCAGCAGCGGCGGCGGCGAAGCUAGAGAAAGGGGUGUCAGAGAUGUACUGCGAGGGUGCGGAGCUGGACACCGCGAUUAUGGCGUCUGAUGAGGCGGCGGAUGCAGCGAUGCGGGCCCUUCUUCCGGAUUGCAUCCCCAUCUCCCUGGCUAACUGCUACGCGGUGCCGCCGGGCGAGGUAUCCCUGGAAACCGCCAACCGCAUCGUCUACAACUGCCUGGGCGCGCUUGCCGUACUAGCUGUCGACUCCCGCGCGCGUUCCGCCUGCCUGGCGGUGAGCCCCAAGCUGGACUUCCUCGUCACGGCCGCAACCACCAGCUUCCCUUCACUGAAGGAGGAGCAACACGCGCUUGAAGUGGCAGCAUGGCGGCGCCGGCGUGACCGGCGUGUCGCUGCCGACGCUGCGGCCGAGGAGCGCUGGCGGCGCCGGCGGCUUGAACGGGAGGAGCGGCGAGUGAGGGCGGAGAUUGAGGCGAAGGAGCGGGCGGAGCGUGAGGCGGCGGAGGCGGCAGCGGCAGCAGCACUGGAGGCUGAGCUGGCGGCGGAGGCAGCGGCGCUGGCGGCGGAAGAUCCGGAGCUGGCGAUGUUGCUGCAGGCGCGGUCCGUUUCCCCAGUGCAGCCGGUGGCUAAGCAGCCGACGCCUCCAGGCAGUGAGCCCGCAUCCGCCAAGGGGACCGGGGACGGUGCGGAAGAGGGGGAGGAGGAGGAGCAGUGGCGGCCUCCGCCGACGCCUGUUGACCCCUACCCGUUCUACGAGGCGACGGCUCCAGAGGAUGAUGCGCAGGUGCAACAGGUCAUGGCGGCGGAGGCUCUGUACGCCAUGUUGGGUCGCGAGCGGGGUGUACGGCGCGCCUUUGCAGCUGCUGGCGGCGUCGCCGCGCUGGAACCGCUACUCUGCUCCGCUACUGACGGCGUUGUGUGUGCCGCUAUAAGCGCGAUAGCAGCGUACGGACGUGACGUCGGGCACGACCACACGUCAGGGCUAGAUAUGCUGGCGUCGGCUGCGCCGCCGCCACCGCCACCCCCGCCGCCGGAGGCGCCGGUUAAGCCGCCACCGCAAGCGGCGGGCGGCCGCCUGCGCAGUGUGUUACCGUCUGCUGCGCCACCGCCUCCCCCGAAGAAGAGGGACCCUGUGAUUGAGAAUGCGGGCAAGGUAGCAGCGUCCCUCCUGAAGGUGCUACCGGCAGUGUUGGAAGCGCUCUUGGGUCGGUACGCUGAUGGCUGCCGUACCGUUGGCGGCGUUGAGUUGGAAGCGGCGGGGUCACGGAGCAGUGGCAGCGGUGACGGGGAGGGCAGCGGCGACGGUGCGUUGGGUACGGUAAGCGGUACCGGCGACGGCGGCGGUACUGGCACCGGCAGCGGCGAUGGCGCGAAAUUGCAGGCUGGCCGCUUCGCCAGCCGGCAUCUGGCGAGUGGUGCGACGGCAGACGGCAGCGGUGGAUCGGCCAGCCCUCGGCCAUCGAUGACGGGGCAGCCAGCGGCGCUUUCACGCGCGGGCGGCAAGAGCGGCGUGGAACGCAGCGUCUCAUUCGCCCCGAAUCAUCCAGCGUCUGCGGCAGCCGUUCCGCCCGGGGCUCCCCCGCUGGCCCGCAGCCCCACGUUGACCUCCUCAGCAGCCCAGGAGACCCCCUCCCCGCGGGCUUCUCCUUCGCCGUCACCCACGCCAGCGGACCCUGCGCCAAAGCCACUGCCGCGACUCGUUUUCCCGCCGCAUUCCCUGUCGUACAUGAUUGAACUUGCGGCAACGGCGCUUUGGGCGGUUGUGGCAGCCGAACAGCGCUCGACGGAGAUCCGUGCCGCUGCCAUUGUAGCGGAGGCAGCGGCUGCUGCCGCCGAGGCCGCCGCAGCAGCUGCGGCAGCUGCGGCAGCUGCCGCCGCCGCUGCCGCCGCAGCGGCCGCCCGCACCUCGCAGGACGGAGAAUCCAUUAGCGGUGAGGCGGUGCGAAUGUCUUUUGGGUCGUCACCGAACCUCCUGAUACCUCCACCGUCACCCCUGCCAGCAGCCGCCAGGGCCGCUGCUGGCGGCGAUGCCGCUGCUGGCAACGGCGAAGCUAGCAACGACGCUGAUGCCAGUACGACACCCGUUACGACGGCUCUGGUUUUCCACAUGGCGCAGCUGGCAGUGGCUGCCGCCAGGCUGGUGCCUGCGGAGGUCGAGGAGCGGGUUGGUGCGGCCAGCAGCGGCGGCGGUGGUGGUGCCAGUCCCAUCCCUACCAUGUCCUCUGCAGAGGAAGCCGACGACGGUGACGUAACGGAUGCCGGCAGGAGCGCAUCUCGGGGCAGCGGCAGCAGCAAUAGCGGCAGCGGUGGCAGCAGCAGUGACGCUUCGCAGCCGCAUAGCCACAUGCUGGGGGCGCUGCAUGCGUUGCUUGGAUCGUUGACGGUUGUGCAGAGCAACACUCGCCUGGUGCGGUCCGAGUUCCGGGCGCUGCUGGCCAGACACGCGGCAUUGCGGCGGCUGUACGUUCAGAAGGAGCUGGCGGAGGAGGAGUUCCAAGCGCUGCUGGACGAGAUGGAGGCGGCACGCAAGCAGCCUGGCAGGUUCUUCUUCGAGGAAGAGGAGGAGGCGCGGCGCGAGGAGAAGCGCUCCAAGAUCCGGGCAGUGGAGGCCGACAUGCGCCGUGAACUGCGCGCUAUCGCCGCCGCGGAAGACAUGCUGCAAUCCUCCGCCGACGCUGCCGUAAGAGCCGUUAGCGCCACCCUGGCGCUUCUACCGUACGCCCCGCCGCCGCCAUCAGCGAAGCCGGGCGCCAAGGUAGCGGCAGGGGCAGGGGGGGUUCCGCUGCUCCCCCGCGGCCCCCUUCCGGCGGCUUUGGAGAACCAGCUGGGGCACUGCCAUGUGGUGGCGGCGGGGGUCAUACAGGCUAUGGCAACGACACUCCAGCCCGGCGCCGUAGACGCCGCGACCGCUGCUGCAUCGCAGCUCCAACGCAGCUUGGAGGCCGAUACCUCCAUCUCGGCUGUCGCCUCUGCCGCGGAUGCCGCUGCUGCAGCUGCUGCUCCGGCCGCUGACGGCUCCUCUGCCAAUGAGGCCCUGGCAGCAGCCACCGCCGCAGCGGCGCUGUUCCAGGGACCCUAUCGCGACAUCAUCCUGUCUAGCGGCGUGCUCGAAACCUUGCUGGCUGCCGCCGCUGCCAGGUACAAGAGCGCAACUGCCCCAGCCAUGAAGGCCAUCGCCGUCGAUGUGGCUGCAGCGUCUGCUGCCUCUGCGAAUGGCGGCGGCGGGGCAGCCAACGAAGGCGGAAACGGCUCUGGUUCGGUGGUACGGCCGUCCAUGGCCGGCCUGGGUAACAGCGGCAGUAGCGCAAACGUUACCAAUGCAGGCGGCAGUGGUACGGCAGCAACGCGAGCGGCACUGUACCGCCGGGCCUCAGCAACGUCCAUGUCGAGGCGCGGGAGCGACGGGCCCGUUCCGUCCGCCGCCAAUGGCGGAGCAGGUGCGGCUGGUAGCGGCAGUGGCAGCGGUAACGGUAACGGCAAUCGGAAUGGGCAGAGCACUUCUGGCGCUGGCGGCGGCAAUGUGACCCAAGGCGCAUCGCCGUCACGGCAGGGGCCUGCGCCGGCAACAGCAGCGGCAGCCAGCCACCACCAGCUUGAUACCGCGACGAGCGUGCUAAUGCAGGCCACCUCCUGCGCCCUCAUGCACCUUGUCUCCACAGAGAACGCGCUGCAGCCGCAACAGCUCGUCGCAGUCAUGUCGUACAUGCGUACGGCAUGCCACCACGCCCCCAGUGGCCCCUACCUCUCCGCCGCCUGCUACAGCCUCAGCCGGCACGUGGUCAACCGUCGCGGCAUGGUGGAGGGGGUGCGACCGCCCAAGAAGACAAGGAUGGGCCUGGCAGUGCCCGCGGCGCCCGCUGGUGCGACAGGGCAGGCGGCGACCACAUCCGGCUCCUCCGCCCCAGCCUCGGCUCCUGCACCCGCUCCCGCUCCCGCCCCGGCCCUAAGCCCCGCUGCUGCGGCCGCUGCAGCCGCAGCGGAAGCCGCUGCCAACGCGGCGCAGACGCUUGACAGCAGCGUGUGGGUGGAGGUCAUGAGCGUGCUGCUGCAGGGGGCCCUCACAAGGCUACGGAAGCCUCUGCAGCCGCCCCCGCCGCAGAUCAGUGAAUCCCAACAUAGCUCACCUGGUCCCAGCUCCUCUCCUGCCGCGGUUGGGGCUACGGCUGGGGCUGGCGGCGGCAGCGGUUCUGCGGCAGCGUACUCUGCUGCGGCUGCGGCUGCUGCUACGAGUCUCCGCAGCGGUCGCUUCCUGGUGAUGGCGCUGUGGCUGCUGCUGCGGCAGUGGGUGGUAGACAAGGUGAACCCGGUCAACAUGAUCUGCUCCGCGGAUGGGCUGUACGCGUCCGGCAACACCAGCUGGUGGAGCGUCCGCUUCCACGCCGACACCCCGCUAGAGCUGUCCCGAGAGGUCUUGGAGGCCCUGGGGCUGCUUGUCGACGCAUCCCAAGCCACCGCCGCCGCCGCCACCGCCACCGCAGCAGCAACCACCGCCGCCGCCCACCCUAGCGUCGGUGGCGCCCUCGACCCCAACCCCAGCCACCAGCACAGCACCACCACCAGCCGCAGUGCCGCUGGCGCCACGGAGGGCGAUGAGGCUGCUGCGCCCAGCCACGUGAGCCAUACUGCCGGCGUGGCUGCUCUCCGGCGUCUGGCGACCCGGUGCACCUGGAGCCUGAGCGCCUGCCACCCGGGGGUUGCGGGGGCGCUGGUGGAGCGCGGCUCGGGGCUGCUGGCGCUGGCGGCCAUGAGGGACGAGAGCGGCGCAGCGGACAGCGUACUGCAGGCCCUAUGUUGCGGCUACCUGGUGAUGCUUGCGUCUCGCUGCCCCGAGCUGCUGGUGCCGUUGGGCGGCCUGGAGGCGCUGUCGCUGUCGUUGGUGGCGCUGGUGGAGCGGGCGCUGGCGGCGGGGGGAGCGAGGGGAAGGGGCGCGGCGGGAAGCCCGACAACCGGCGAAGACCACCACCACCACCAUCCACAUUCCUGCAGCCCCCCCCGUCCUUCAACCGCCAACGCAAACCAUGCAGCUUCUUCCUCCAGAGCCGUACCCCCAGCCGCCGCUCCCCACCCGGCCGCCACGGACGGCCGCGGUGUGGAUGUUCCACUGCUAGAGGCGGCGGUGCGAGGUCUGGCCUUUUUGGCAGGUAACGGCCAUGAAGGGCGGGUGGCGGUGACGUCAUCCAGUGCCGUACGGCGGUUGGUGGCGGUGGUCCGCGCCGACAACGGAGCGCUGGCGGCUGUACGGCACCGCCGGAAGGCAGAGGGCACGCCCGCUGGGGUUCACCUGGAGGAGCUGAUUUGCCCGCUGCGGGCCAUUAAUGACCUACCCAUCAAGGUUGCGGCAGGGCAGGCUGCAUCGCUGGCUGCGUUGCAACAGCAGUUGCAGCACCAGUCGCCGGCUGGUGCUGGGGCCGCGGGUGCUGGGUCUUCCUCCCGACCGCCGUCUGCCGGGCCGGGAGCCCCGGGUGCCGCUGGUGGGAACUGCUGCAGUGGCAACACCAGGCCGGGGUCCGCAGCGCGACCUGUCUCCGCAUUCCGGGGUACGCCCGCCAACCGCCGGCCGCACUCCGCAGUGGCGGCUGCGGCAGAGGCGUCCUCCUCACCACGGGCAAGCUCCCCAAGGUCACAAGGCGCUGAUGCUUUCGGCGGCGGCGGAAACAGCGGUCAUGUGGACGAGGAACUCCUCGUAAUCUCCCGGCAGAGCGGCGACGCGGACGUGGGCCUUAUGGCGUUGUGGGCGCUGCUGAACCUCUCGAGCUACGAGCCCGCGCAGACGCGCAUCUGCCGCCACGGGCUGUACACGCUGAUGGCUGCCGUACAUGGGUCUGCGGACCCCGCCCGCUCCGCCGCCGCUCGCGCCAUCCUGACCAACAUCCAUUACCACCCGGGUAACGCCACGGUGCUGUACAAGGCGGAGCUGAAGCUCAAGUAUGCGGCGCUGCUGCGGCUGCUGGAGAAUGAAAAACAGGCAAAGGAAGCGCACGAGGCAGCUCUACGGCGCUACGCCGCAACCGCAAUGUCAGGUUCCUCAGCAGGCAGCACCGCCGGAGGGCCCAGCACUGCCGGCGCUGCUACCGAGGCUGCAGCCCCCAGUUCCGCCCCUAGCCGGCCGCUCAGCGCACGCAGCGGGCACAGCACCCCGCGGCAACUCCGCAGUGCUCGUCGCGGCGCCGCUGAGGUUGCACGACAGCAGCUGACGGCGCUGGCGGCGGCUAUCCGUUCUGGCAGCGGCGGUGGCGCAGCCGCUGGUGCUGCCACCUCCGCCACCCCCGCUGCCGCAGCCCGUGGCAGUACCACCGGGAACCUAGGUGCGCAGGGCAGCGCUGCGGCGGGACCAGUAGCUGGCCUGGCGGCUCCCGCGGGUCGCCCGAGCGGUGUUCCCCUGGGGGGCCCUGACGCACUCAUGUCAUCGCUGUCGGCGGCGCUGGCGUCCGGGAACGGGACGCCGGCUGAGGGCCCGUCAGUGGGCCCGUCAGUGCGUGGUAGCAUCUUUGGCGGCGGUGCCGGCCAGAGCCCUCGCCGCUCCGUCACGAUGCUGCCUGCCACCGGCGGCGGGGUGCCGACCAUGCCAACCCCGGCUAGCGCGGCGGCUUCGGUACAUCCGCUGGCUUCUGUCAUUGGGGCCGCUGCGCCCGUGACGGGUGCUACGGGGACGGGUGCCGCCGGUCCAGGCGGAACUGCUGCUGCUGGCGGCGGUGGUCAGGAAGAAGGCGCUAGCGCGGAAGCCGAUCCGUUGGACUCGCAGACCAUUGCAGCUCGUGUGCGGUUCCUGGAGUGGGUGCUGGACCCGAACGCCAUGUCAGGUAUUGAGGCCGCGCCCCCAUUCAACGCCGCAAAAGCCGACAUUGCGAGCCUGACACGGACUAGCGCUAACAGCGGAGCGGGCGGCGGGGCUGAGGGAGUGUCGGCCGCGGUUGCGGCGCUGGCGGCGGCGGUGGCUGCCGGGGGUGAGGUGGACAUGGUGGCGACGCUGACGUCGGACCCGGAGGAGAGGAACUGGCUGGACUCGGUAAUGCAGCUCGAGCAGCCUCCCGCUGCACGCCCCUCGGAGGAGCGGGAGGAUGCCAAGUCCGAGGCCGGCAGGUUCAUGCGCGGCGUGCUCAGCCGCUCCCUCGCGGGCGGGGCCAACAGCCUGUGGAAGGAGCACGCAGACGAAGCGGCCAACGGCGCGCCCGGCGGCGCUAACGGCAAAGCCACUAGCGGCGGAGGCGGAGGCCUGAACGCCCAGAGGCGGCUACUCAGCGGGCGGCCGCGGCCCGUCAGCGACUCUUCCUCAGCUGCCGGGGCCCCUAACAGACCAAGGUCGGCGUCCGUACAGCAAUCCCGGCCCGUUUCAGCGGCGGCGAACGCUGCCAGCGGUGAUCCGCGGCGGCCCACGUCCGCCCUACGUGGCUCCAUGCCUAGCACCUCGCUUGCAUGGCCGCCCGCCGCCAGGGCAUCCGCGCCGGCGCUGCCUGUCGGAUCUUUAACGCUGCAGCCCACAGCGGCGGCGACCUCGGCUCGCUUCGCUAACCUGUACGGCAGCGCACAACGGCAAACACCGCAGCCCCACCAGCCCCGGCGGCCGGGCAGUGAUGAUAGCGGUCGGCGGAGGUCUCGGUCGAGUGUUGCGCUGCAAGGGAAUCCCUGGGCGCCGCACAUCCUGCGGUUCGUGCAAGACCCGCCAUCAGCAGGUGGCCCCCCGCGUCGCGGCGAGCUGGCUGCCCGCAUGCUGACCGCGGUGGCGCCCGAGUACGUGAUGGAGGACCUGGCGGGGCUCACGGAGCGUCUGAUGGCCCUCACCACGGACCGCCGGGCGGAGGAGGAUGCGACUCGUGCGGCAGCGGACACGGCGCGAAUGCAGGACGAGGCGGCGCGGCGGCGGCACGGGGGUAAUGACAACCAGGAGGAGGAAGAGGAAUCCUACUUGUCGGUCCAUGAAGCGCCACCACUGGGGCCCCGGGGUGCCACGGCUGCGGGCGCCGUGCGCGGUGGCACACGAUUCGGCCGCUUCCAGGCGGUUGCACGAGCUGCGGGGGCCGCCAUCAGCCUCUUCCGAGUUGGCUCCGUGCGCUCUUCCGCGAGCUCCCGCAGCCUCGGAGGAAUGGGAGGGGAUGUGAGCUUUGGAACGGGCGCAGCCGCAGCUGCGGCGGCAGCGCGUGCAGCCCUUGCAAUCGCCGUCAGCCGCCGGGUGGAGACAGAGGACGCGGAGGGAGAUGAAGGGCCGGUCGAGCCGCGGGACACGCCGCUGCUCGUCUCUCUGCUGCCCCCAGCACUAGUUGGUUCAGGCGCAGGGGCAACGGCAGCGACAACAGCGCCGUCAGUGUCGCAUGACGAUGAUGGCGGGGCAGCAGCCUCCGUGGGGGGCUUCCAGUCGGAAAGCGGGACAGCCGCAGCUCCUACAUCGCCCUCCGUCAUCUCUGCGCCGCCCACCGUCAUUUCCGGCGGCGGACCGCUCACUGCCGUACCCUCAUCCUACCUCGCCGGAGGCGGCGCCGCCACCGGUCCCGGCGGUGUCGUCGCCGCAUCCCUCCUUAGCGCCUCUCAGGCCCCAUCGGGCUUGCCGUACGACAGCGCGAGCAGCCUCAUCGGCGCAACCUCGUAUGACACCAUCUCCACCGUCGACCCUACCCUUGCGCGCGCGCUGCAUAACCCCUCGGAGGUCUACCGCAAGCCGCACCUGGGCCUGGCCGCCCCGCCCGGCACCCGCAUCUCAACGCUGCGCUCCACCAAGCCCAACACCAGCGUGCUCGCCUCGCGGCCUGCCUCCGCCGUCACCGCAGGCAGCACGGCCAGCAGCACCGUAGGAGGCGGUGGGGCGGGCGGAUCAGUGGCGGGGGCUGGCAAGGGCGCAGCCGGAGGAGGAGGAGGAGGCGGUGUAGCAGGGGGAGGAGCUGGAGGGGGAAGUCCGGGAUCCACAAUCGGAGGGGUGUCCUCGCUGCUCAGCCGUACGGCAGCUGGCAUUGGGGACGCUUGCUCAUUGUUCCCAAUUGCUGACGAUGUGCCGCGCCCCGUGACGGUGCUAGCGGGCAGCGUAGCGGACCUUCUGGCCGCGAAGCAGGCUCGUGAGGCGGAUGCCGCCAACCGCCUCAUGAAGGCGGCCGCGGUGGGUGCGGCGGACGACGGAGCUGAGGGUGGCAGUGGAGCCUCGCCCCCAGGCGCUGCGGCAUCCCCGAGCAACCCCGCAGCCGCCGCCAGCAGCAGCGCCGGUAACAGCGGUGUUCGCACACCUCGCGGUGGGCGUGUAUCAGUAACGGGCGGCAGUCAGGGUGUGGGCGGCGCGAGACCAGAAUCCAGUCGGGUGGCGGCGUCAGGGACGCCCGGGGGCACGGUUCCGGGGAUCAAGGGAGGAUCAGGGGCAGGGGGAGCGAAGGGAGCGUUGCCGCAGUUGUCGUCACAGCAGCAACAGCAGCAGCAGCUAUCCCCACGGCCGCAAUCAACUCACCGGCAACAGCGGUCAUCCCAGGGCGAAGAGAAGCAACAGCAGCAGCCGCAGAAGCAGCAGAGGGAGAUAGGAGACGAUGCGGCGGAAGAGGAGGCUUCAGAUCCUGCUCUCGCGCUGUUCCGGCCGCAGCCUCUGUCGGUCUUGGUCGCCACGGGCGACGGCGGCACCGACCGACUGUACCGCUUCCCGCGCCUGCUGCUUCCCUCGGCGCAACACAUGUGCCUCUUCGAACACGUGGACGGCUGCCGCUUCUGUGGGGAGCUGUACGGCCACUACCUGCUGCCUAACGGCAUGCUAGCGCACUUUUACCUGGGGGACACGGUGGUCAAGGGGCACCGCGUGGACGUGACACCCGCGCCCGACAUUCCCUUCACGCCCUCCGAUUGGGUGUCUGAUGGCUUCCCCGCGUGUACGAGCCUGACAGACUGGGGCGCCUCCACACCGGCUCGUCUGCAGCAGCUGCACCCGGGGCUGCUGCUGGCGGCGCUGUGGUGCCCGCUGCCGAUCAUGGCGCCACAGCUAGUGCCGCACCAGCGGAAGCAGCUGGAGUGGGAUGCGAGCGGGCGGCAAUUGGAGAUGAGAAGCCUGGCUAUGGAGGUCCGUCUGCGCCUCGUUAGCCGCACGGAGACGCUGCAGGAGGUGGUGGAGCCCCCGCCACCGCCUCCACCGAAGCCAAAAAAGAAAAAGGCGCCCGGUGCCGGCUCUCCAAUGUACCGUUCGUCUGCGCUCAGGGGCUCAGCGGCCAAUGCCAGAGGAAUGGGCACCAGGUAAAGGAUAGGCACCGCUGUGACGGCCACCCUUUCAUUAGAGGACUGGCGUGUUAUCUUCGGUCUUCAUUUCUGGUGAGUAGGUUCCAGAGAUCAGGUUGCAGGAGGUUGCACAAGAAUCAUAAAUAGCUGACGUGUCGGUACUUUAGGUUGCAUAUUGGGUCAACACCGUUGGGGUAGUAGCGAUGCAGGCUUGACGUAUGUCGUUGGUUUUGGGCUUGCAUUACCGCUUAUACUUGUAGCUUUAGCUAUGACUAUAAGAGCUGACGUGUACUCGAGAAGUCUGAACCCCUGAUAGGACGUUUUGCGAACUAAUGCUCUCUUAGUGACGGUGAUGGUGAAUCAGGACUGUCAUUCCUGUUGUCACCCCAUCGUCCAAUUUUGCUUUACAUCACUAGAGACAUUUUUCAUGGCGUUUGUGUGAACUAGCAUGGUGUGUCAGGCCGUCUGCAAGGUUGUCUGUUGCUUGGUAGCACUGCCUGUUACAUUGUCCCCCUUAUUCAUGGAUUCUUGUGCCUAAUUAGAAAGCAUUAGAACCUAAACUUAGAAAUAGAAGGCAGG